AUGAAAAUUAUAUGUGCAGGACUGUCAAAAACGGGAACUACAUCUAUGGUAAAGGCUUUAGAGAUACUGGGUUUUAAAGUCUACGAUUGGAAAGAACACGUAACGAUCCAUGUCGAUGAAUGGCUUGAUAUCUACUUGAAAGGUAAAACUCCUGACUUCGCUUCCAUGUAUAAAGAUGUUGAUGCUGUCACCGAUCAUCCAGCGGGUUUUUGGUAAGAAGAAAUCUUACAGGCUUUUCCAGACACCAAGGUUAUUCUAAAUGUACGAGACAGCGAGGAUGUCUGACUGAGAAGCCAAGUCAGAGAGAAUGAUGUGGAUAUGUAUUUAAAUGCUGGAUUCCUGGUUAAAUGGUUGAUGAGGAACUGGUCUCACCGCAAAUAUUAUGCAUUGUUAGAUUGCACGAAUGUUGUAGCGGUUGGCAGCUUACAAACAGAAUCUACCGUUCUGUUCAGGAAAAAAUAUCGCGAGUAUAAUGAACGAGUGCAGACCGUCAUUCCAAAGGAGCGGCUGUUGGUGUACAACGUGAAACAAGGCUGGGAACCUUUGUGCAUGUUUCUU
Messenger RNA from Porites lobata, 558 nucleotides. NCBI's taxonomy places the organism in Eukaryota, Metazoa, Cnidaria, Anthozoa, Scleractinia, Poritidae. The record is from the annotation of a GenBank genome assembly.